Messenger RNA from Condylostylus longicornis, 675 nucleotides. Its product is annotated as protein takeout-like. The record is from RefSeq and is a predicted model, not a curated record. The coding region runs from base 1 to 675 and encodes 224 amino acids. The transcript has 5 exons. Lineage: Eukaryota; Metazoa; Arthropoda; Insecta; Diptera; Dolichopodidae.
AUGUCAAAAUCAAAUACUGUAAAUGAGUUUAAAAGUGAUUCAAUUCAUUACAAUGAAAAUAUUAAAAAAUGUAAGUUUGCUGAUGAAAGUUGUUUUAUUGAGCGGUUCAAUUAUGUAUUUAGAACUAGGAAAAAUGGUGACCCAGAAUUAAAUUUAGUUAAAUUGGAACCAUUGGAUAUAUCUAAAAUUUCAAUUAAACAACCAGGUGCAGUUGUAAAUAUUGAUUUAGAAUUUAUUAACAGUAAAUUACAUGGAUUAAGUGAAGCCGUAUUAAUACAAGCAAAAGGGCCUUAUUUGGAUCCAACGAAACCAGUAGAAUUUCGUGCUAAAGGAGAUCUUGUAGCUUUAAUUGGUGAUUAUAAAAUUGAAGGUCGUGUUCUAUUUCUACCAAUUGUUGGCGGUGGAUCUUCUAAUAUGACAAUAAGUAGGGAACAUGUUAAAAUAAGAAAAUUGGCUGCUGACAUAAAAAUUGGACAAUUAUAUAUUAAAUUUGAAAAUUUAUUCAAUGGAAACAAGGAAUUAAGUGAUAAUAUGAAUUUAUUUUUGAAUGAAAAUUGGCGUGAAAUUUGGUCCGAAGUGAAAAGGCCAACACUUGCCGCAUAUGAAAUUAUUUUUCAAACAUUAAUACAGAACACAUUAGAUAAAAUUCCUUACAAUGAGCUAUUCGAUGAAUGA